Messenger RNA from Nerophis lumbriciformis (worm pipefish), 1385 nucleotides. It is a transcript of the gene gp1bb, whose product is annotated as glycoprotein Ib platelet subunit beta. The record is from RefSeq and is a predicted model, not a curated record. Lineage: Eukaryota; Metazoa; Chordata; Actinopteri; Syngnathiformes; Syngnathidae.
CCGGCAGCACACUCAGGCUGCAGGCGACGAGGAAAAGAUACUCAUUCAGUGGAGCCACACGACGCUGACGCAUAUUUUCUUAAGAAUGAAGGAGCUCCAGCUCCUGUGUCUGCUUUUCUUUGGAGGUCAAGGGUCAUUUGCGUGCCCCCACCCCUGUGCCUGUCAUGGAAGCCAGGUGAACUGCAGCGGCAGGUCUCUCACCUCCUCUUGGCUCCCCGUCAGCUUCCCGGCAGGCACUACCGAGCUGCAUCUCUACAACAACCUGCUGACCACACUCCCAAACGGCCUGCUGGACAAGCACACCUCACUCCGCCAUGUCUCCCUGCACGGCAACCCGUGGACGUGUGACUGCGGCGUGCUCUACUUGCGUGGUUGGCUUAGACGACAGCCGGUAGGGGGGCUCUCGUCCCACCUCGGCGUCAACUGCAGCUCCCCUCCUAGCCUGAGAGGGAGGCUGGUGGUGUAUCUGACCGAGGAGGAAGUUCUGGACUCGUGUCACUACUGGUACUGCGACCUGGCUUUGGCCUCGCAGGUGUGCCUCUUUGUGUUUGUGCUGCUGCAGGCCGCACUGCUUGUUGCAGUCAUCGUGUUCCUCAGGAGGUUUGAAAGACUCUCCAAAAGUGCCAGGAGGACCAUGGAGGAGAGCCUUACAGCUGGGGAGGCCCUUAUGGAAAAUGAGUAUAUGCGUGUGUAUAAAUGACCAUAACAGCUGAAAGUGCCCUGUUUUAAUACAAAUAUCAACUUUUAUAUACCAUAUAGACCAGUGGUUCCCAACCAUCGGUGCGGGGACCGGCACCGGUCCGUGACGCAUUUGCUACAGAGACAUUGAAUAAUUUAUAAACGACCGCAUUUUUUCCCACUUUAACUUUCGUCUGUCCCACGAGACACACCAAUAAUGUAUUAUAAAACUCCUGAUAGGAAGUCGCCAUUUGCUAUAUUUGUUACAUCUUUCUUACAUGGGACAAUGCAAAAUAAUGAGCAUAUAAAAUGUAAAGGUGCCAAAGUGUAAUCAAAAGCUAGGUUCCAUCUGCAGUCCGCGGCAGGUUGAUGACCAAAGAUUGAGUUUGAGUUUGAGUUUAUUUCGAACAUGCAAGCAUACAACACGAUACAUCACAAUUUCCAGUUUCUCUUUUCAACAUGUUCGAAAAGGAGUAGGAAGAAGCAGAGCUUAUUUAAUCUUACCCCUUUUCUUUUACAUAACAGUUGCUAAAACUUUUGUUCACUUCCUGUUCUCAAUUUAUUCACAAUAUACUCCAUAAGUAAUCACAAUAAAAAUAAAUAAAUAAAUAAUAAUUGGUGAAGUAAGUCAUAUUUCAUAUGAUGAGAUAAGUAAGAUUAUUUUGAGAAUGAAAGAAUGGAUGGAUGAAAUAAAUUCAGAAUGUUUA